Canariomyces notabilis is the source of this 2798-nucleotide messenger RNA. Its product is annotated as glycoside hydrolase family 5 protein. Gene Ontology annotation, biological process: glucan catabolic process. The coding region runs from base 105 to 2327 and encodes 740 amino acids. The record is from RefSeq and is a predicted model, not a curated record. NCBI's taxonomy places the organism in Eukaryota, Fungi, Ascomycota, Sordariomycetes, Sordariales, Chaetomiaceae. Gene Ontology annotation, cellular component: cell surface; extracellular region. Gene Ontology annotation, molecular function: beta-glucosidase activity. The transcript has 2 exons.
CCGCUUCAGCAAUGCAUUCCUAAUUUGCCGCCACAAACCACGCAGCAAAGGUUGUUCCGUGAGGUGCAUAUAAGAGAGAGGAGGAAAAGAAGACGAAAUAUCCAAUGCCGCGCGAUCCCUCCGCGGCUCGCCAUUCCCGGGACCGCGAGCGCGAGCGCGAACGCCGCCACCGCCGCCACUCUGUUUCGCAAGGAGCAGGAGGAGAAGCGGGGAGAGAGGAGGACGGAGACGACUACCGCCUGGAACGGCGCACAAAGCGGCGGCGUCGCCCAAGCACCAGUGCCCCUCCGGGAAGGGACAGGGACCAUCACGCGCGUGCCGCGUCGGCCUCGGAGGGCGGCAGCGGGUCGGCCGGGGGGUCGCACGUUCUUUCGACGGCGGCGUUGGCGAGGCUGAACCAAGCUAAUGCGAGCGCAAAGCCGAGGAGUGGUGAAGGAGGGGGCGGGGAUGGAGCGAGGAAUGAGAGGCGAAGGGAUAGGGAACGAGACAGGACUAGGAAAAGGGAACGGGAAAUGGAAAGGGAAAGGGAAAGGGAGAGAGAGUUGCUAGUAGCUGCCAGGCGACAGCGCGAUAGGGAAAGGGAGAGGGACCGGAGCAGAGGCUAUGAGAGAGUAAGAGGGUUGCCCGAAUGGAAUGAGGCUGAGGAUGGGUACCGGAUAUAUCGUGAUCGGGAGAGAGAAAAGAGGAAGAGUAAGAGGGUGGUCAGCGGGGCGGUGUUGGAGGAAGGGAGAGGAGGCGGUGGAAAGGGAUGGAGAGGUCUCAGGGGCGGCGCGGGAGGAAGCAGUGACGACAGUUUGAUGCGGGAAAAGGGAGGACUAUAUGCGGGCAAGAAGCUGCCGUGGUACAAGCAGAAGAAGAAGCUGUGGAUCCUGAUCGGGGUCUGCGUGGUUCUGCUCAUCAUCAUUAUUAUCGUCGCCGCGGUGGUCGUCCCUCAAACCGGGCAAAGUAACAAUGACGCCGCGGAAGACAGCAAAAGCGGCUUCUCCGGGAUUGCACCAGGGAGCAUCCCAGCGGACGCACCGUCGUGGUUGAAUCCGUUCGUCUGGCAAGACACGACCGACUUCAACCUGACAUAUACCGACGAGACGGUUGGCGAUCUGCCUGUCAUGGGGCUCAACAUAAGCUGGGAGGACUCGGCAAAGGCCAACGAACAUGUUCCAGCGCUGAGCGAACCGUGGGGCGACUACGCGAAGCGGCCGGCGCGAGGCGUAAACGUGGGCGGUUGGCUCUCCAUCGAGCCCUUCAUCACACCCUCGCUCUUUGAGUACGACUCUCGCAUGGGCAUCGUGGAUGAGUACACGCUCUGCAAGUACCUUGGUCCGCGAUGCGAGAGCACGCUCGAGAAGCACUAUGCAACCUUUGUGACGGAGGACACAUUCCGAGAGAUUGCAGAUGCCGGACUGGACCACGUACGCAUCCCCUUCUCGUACUGGGCGGUCCAGACCUACGACGGCGAUCCCUACCUUUUCCGCACCUCGUGGCGCUACCUGCUGCGGGCCAUUGAGUGGUGCCGCCGCUACGGACUACGCGUUAACCUGGAUGUCCACGGCCUGCCGGGCAGCCAGAACGGAUGGAACCACAGCGGCCGGCUCGGCACUAUCGGCUGGUUCAACGGCACCGACGGGGCGACCAAUGCCAAGCGCUCCCUCGAGAUCCACGACCGCCUCUCCAAGUUCUUCGCCCAGCCACGCUACAAAAACAUCAUAACCCACUACGGCCUUGCCAACGAGCCCCGCAUGACCUACCUCUCGGUCCAGGACGUCAACGGGUGGACGGAGCAGGCGUACAACCUGGUGCGCAAGAACGGGGUCAGCGACGCCAUCGUUGUCUUUGGCGACGGCUUCCGCGGGCUGGACAACUGGCAAGGGGAGCUGACCAACCUGGACCGGGCGGCGCUCGACGUGCACCAGUACGUCAUCUUCAACAUCAACCAGAUCGCAUACAACCACUCGGAAAAGGUGCGGUACGCCUGCGAGGGGUGGACCGAGCAGACGCUUCAGAGCAUGAACCGUGCGACGGGGUUCGGCCCCACGCUUGUGGCUGAGUGGUCGCAGGCCGACACGGACUGCGCCAAGCACCUGACCAACGUCGGAUGGGGCAACCGGUGGACGGGCACGCUGCUUACGGGGGACCCGUCCACCGAUAUGACGACGCCGCGGUGUCCCACGAUGGACAACCGGUGUAGCUGCGACCAGGCCAACGCGCCGGCCAGCCAGUGGAGCGGGCCGUACAAGACGUUCCUGAGGAUGUUUGCCGAGGCGCAAAUGUCGAGCUUUGAAAAGGGGUGGGGCUGGUUCUAUUGGGUUUGGGACACUGAGGAUGCGUGAGUAACUCCUCGUUCUUUUUUGUUGCCUUUUUUUGCUCGACCAACACGCUGGUCUAAAAGAGUGACUGUUUUGCUGACUGAUUCUGGGAACGGGCAGACCUCAGUGGAGCUACAAAAAGGGGCGGGAGGCGGGAGUGCUACCAGCCAAGGCCUAUGAGAGGGACUUCGACUGCGACUUAUCCAAGAUUCCGAGCUUUUCGGAUCUGCCCGAAUAUUAUUAGGUGGUUUAGUCUGUGUCUUCGCUUUCGUCAGGCGUUUUGGAGUUGGGGCAGCGGACGGGAGUGAUGAUGGAGUGCAUUUGUAAGCGCAGAGCGUCAUGAACGGAUGAAAGCACGCAUGGAUGAACAGAAUUUGCAUGGUGGUUUGACUUUGGGGUGCAUUGCACAGGACGUGGGCGGUUGGGAUGACCAGGUGUAAAUGACAGAUAGUUACGAGAGCAUAGACAUUCUCACAAUUGCAGGGAAAGACGCAU